AUGGCCUCCUACCACCGCUGCCACAAUUGUGGAUGCGAAACGGAUGUCUCCAAUGCCAUUGCAGCGUUCGAGGAGAACCCGCACUGUCGACAGUGUGGCCUGUCGGUCGCGGAGAGUGACUCCAAGAUGACCGAUGACUUGGUCAACAUGAUGGGGCAGCACUUCCAUCUCAAUCCUGUUCAGACCCAGAACGCGUCUAUGCCAUCUACACCGCAAGUAUCUCCCCAACCAGCUCCAAUCACCUACAUUACACAGCAUUACCACCAUUCUGCCCAUCAGGUGCCCGAAAGAUCGGCUUCAGAGGUCCUCGAGGAAGCUGGCGUGAAUGCUUCGGCUCUUCUCCCUUCACAGAUUCUUCUGUUCAAGGGUGCCGACGACAACCAGAAGCAAAGGCUCGUGGAACUGUGGAGAAUCGCUCCACCCACUCCUGGUAGCCAACUUCCUCCCUCGGCGAACGAGAAUUGGCCUCAGACCAGCAUGGAUCAGGAAGAAGAGGCUGCCAGGAUCAGAUGGGAGGCAAUGGAGCGAGAGCGUCUGAAGAAUCUCUGUGCUCUCCCGGGCUACGACGCUCGCAGUGCUGCGGAACCCUAUAUGACCAACCUGUACAAGGACGCAUCCAGCACUUCUGAGCAUGACCGCCCAUCAGACGACUACAAACGUUGCAAGGACCCGGUGUAUAACCACGCUCGCGAGUGGUGGGCAGUCGGACUUGACACCGAACCAAUGGAGCACCAAUACGGAUUACUUCAGCAUAUGAUGUGGAGCCAAGGCGACCUGUAUACACCGAAGCGUCAAGAUGAAGAUCAAGAAAUGCUUUGA
This is a messenger RNA of Cyphellophora europaea CBS 101466, 819 nucleotides long. RefSeq lists its product as uncharacterized. NCBI's taxonomy places the organism in Eukaryota, Fungi, Ascomycota, Eurotiomycetes, Chaetothyriales, Cyphellophoraceae. The record is from RefSeq and is a predicted model, not a curated record. The coding region runs from base 1 to 819 and encodes 272 amino acids. The transcript has 2 exons.